AAUCGUGGAGCACGUUUUCCGUGGCGUGUUCUUCGUUUGCGCGGUGUUCGUUCGCGUUUGCCUUAGGCUUACCUAAGCAACUUGUUGCGUACGUUGGUGUUAAAGGUCUUCAGAGUGCAGCAAAAGUCAUGGCGACAAGCCUUAUUGGAUCCGUGUCUCGAAUUUGUCUGAAACCGGCACGAUCGAGUGCUGUGCGAAUGGCAUUGAAGCCUGAGCUGCACGGCUGCAAGUCCAUGUCCAGUUCAACUUUGUCCCGCACAUGCCGGCACAUUGUAAGAUCAAGCCCUGUCCGAACAACGGUCUGCAGCUACAGUCAAGCAAGUACCAAAGGCGACCAGGAGCUUGCCGAUUUUCUCGUGGAAGAAAUCGAAGCCGAGAAGAAGGCAAGGAAGUCCGCGCAGGUUCCCAAGAUCGAAGGAUUUGAUGUUAAAACGGAAGGAUCCGAGGUAACCUUGACGCGCACCUUCAACCAGGAAAAGAUUACUGUCCGCUUGAAUGUGAACCACUCUGUGGAUGCAGAAGAUGCAGAUGAAUUCACUGCCAACCAGGAUAAUGCACCCGAGCCAGGAGAGAUGAAAUCCAAGCCCAACUUCACCGUAGAGAUUGAGCGUGGUGGGAAGAAACUUUUCUUCAGCUGCACCUUUAACGAAGUUGCUGAACCUGAGGGUCAACCUGAGAACUAUGCAGACAGUUUUGGUGUUGCUGAAUUUGCUAUAUAUGAAGGAGAAUGGACAGAUGAGGUCUACACAGUGUCUGGUGACAUUAUGGAUGGGUAUCUGUAUGACCUGCUGAUGAACAUGCUUGAGGAACGUGGAAUCUCCAGCGAGUUUGGCUACAAUCUUGUGAACUUCUGCACUGUUUACGAACAUAGUCUUUACAUUGGCCUGCUGGAAAAGCUCAAGGAUUUUGUCUCAAAACAGUAGAGCUGUGCUUUGUGACGAUGAAACCCGUCUUCAGACUUUUCUAGUAUCAUGCCUGUAUUAAUGUAGAUACAUUUAUGCCCUGUAUAAGCAGCGUCUGUGGACACAGUCCAGUAUGUUGGUAAAAUAUUCAUUGAGUUGGUACUUUGUGCUGAAGUUCUCACAAUGUUCACUGAAGCACAGGGUUGCUUUCAUUGUAAACAAUAAAU
Messenger RNA from Rhipicephalus sanguineus (brown dog tick), 1129 nucleotides. It is a transcript of the gene P32, whose product is annotated as conserved regulator of innate immunity protein 3. Gene Ontology annotation, cellular component: mitochondrial matrix. Gene Ontology annotation, biological process: cytosolic ribosome assembly. NCBI's taxonomy places the organism in Eukaryota, Metazoa, Arthropoda, Arachnida, Ixodida, Ixodidae. The coding region runs from base 129 to 923 and encodes 264 amino acids. The record is from RefSeq and is a predicted model, not a curated record. The transcript has 6 exons.